Helianthus annuus (common sunflower) is the source of this 3066-nucleotide messenger RNA. Its product is annotated as lysine-specific histone demethylase 1 homolog 2. Lineage: Eukaryota; Viridiplantae; Streptophyta; Magnoliopsida; Asterales; Asteraceae. Gene Ontology annotation, molecular function: oxidoreductase activity; protein binding. The record is from RefSeq and is a predicted model, not a curated record. The coding region runs from base 445 to 2691 and encodes 748 amino acids. The transcript is spliced from 2 exons.
AAAUUGCCAACUCACGCUGACCGUCAGUUUAUCUUGUGAAACAAGCCCUAAUUUUCCCCCCUCAACCUUUCAAAAAGAUGAUAACACGAUUCAACUUCCGCUAACAAACGGUACGUCUUCUGCAUCCCUCUCGUACAUUCGAAACCCUAACCAACAGUAUAAUUUUGGGCUCCAAUUACAUCCUUCAUACCCAUAAUCUUAUCUUCAAGUUGCAAAAAACUGGUACCAAUUAGGGUUUUUGUAAUGAUAUUAUACAGUUAACAUGCUAUUGGAUGCAAAAACUCGAUUUAUUUGAUCUGGGUAAUGGCAAUUUGGUAAUUUAGCGUUGUUUGUUAUUGCACUCCAAGUGUUUGAUGAAAUUUCUGAGAGAAUUGGUGAACAUAAGGCUAUAUUGUUUGGUGGGUUUUUGAGUUUGAAUUAAGGGAAGGGGGUUUAAGUGUUAGGAUGGAGACACCGGGAUCGAAAAGGUUGUUGAGAAAGAAGUCUCUUUCUAGAAGCUAUGAUGAGAAUUUGAUGGAUGAUUAUUUGGAUAAACAGUUAGGUAGUUCGUCGAAGAAAAAGUUUAGAACAAAGAAGGAAUUAGAGAAAGAAACAGAAAAAGAAGCGAUGAUAGCUCUUUCGUUAGGGUUUCCGAUUGAUGCGUUACUUGAAGAAGAGAUUAAAGCUAAUGUAGUGAGUGAGUUAGAUGGAAAACAACAGAAUGAUUAUAUCGUUGUUAGAAACCAUAUUCUUUCGAGGUGGAGGGCUAACGUACACACGUGGCUUUCGAAAGGUGAGAUAAAGGAAACUGUAAGUAACGAGUACGGGCAGUUGAUACAUUCGGCUUACGAUUUUCUAAUGUUUAACGGGUAUAUCAAUUUUGGGGUUUCGCCACCGUUCAAGGCUCAGUUGCCCGAGGAAGCAACUGAGGGGUCCGUUAUAAUCAUCGGUGCGGGACUUGCGGGGUUAGCCGCUGCUCGCCAGCUGUUAGCUUUCGGUUUUAAGGUGGUUGUUUUAGAAGGUAGGAACAGACCCGGUGGGAGAGUUUACACGCAAAAGAUGGGUCAAAAGGGUAAUUACGCUGCUGUAGAUCUCGGUGGUAGUGUUAUUACGGGUAUCCAUGCAAACCCUCUUGGCGUUUUGGCUAGACAGCUUUCGAUUCCGCUUCAUAAAGUUCGAGAUAAAUGCCCGUUGUAUGAUCCGGAAGGUAGACCUGUUGGUGAUGAAAUUGAUUCGAAAGUAGAGUUUAUUUUUAAUCGGCUUUUAGACAAAGUUACUGAAUUUCGACAAAUUAUGGGUGUAUCAGCUGCUGAUAUUUCGUUAGGCUCGGUUCUCGAAAAACUUACGCAGCUGUAUACCGUGGCCACGACUCCCGAGGAGAAACAAUUACUCGAUUGGCAUUUUGCAAAUUUGGAAUACGCAAACGCUGGUAGUCUUUCGAAUCUUUCCGCUGCCUAUUGGGAUCAAGACGAUCCUUACGAAAUGGGUGGUGAUCAUUGCUUUCUUGCAGGUGGGAAUUGGCGAUUAAUCGAAUCGUUAUGUGAUGGGGUUCCUAUUUUUUACGAUAAAAUCGUGCAGACGGUUCGAUACAAUAGCGAAGGUGUUGAGGUAAUUUCUGGGGAUCAAAUGUAUCAAGCGGAUAUGGUGUUAUGCACUGUUCCGCUUGGUGUUUUAAAGAAACGGACCGUAAAGUUCGUACCGGAAUUACCGAAAAGAAAACUAGACGCGAUUGACAAGUUGGGAUUUGGGUUGUUGAAUAAGGUUGCUAUGGUGUUCCCGCAUGUGUUUUGGGGUGAAGAUUUGGAUACGUUUGGGUGUCUUAGCAAGAAUAGCAUUACACGUGGUGAGUUUUUUUUGUUCUAUAGUUAUCAUACGGUUUCUGGGGGUUCGGUCCUUGUUGCAUUGGUUGCUGGUGAAGCUGCAAGAUCGUUUGAAUCAACACAUCCUUCCACUUUACUACAUCGUGUUCUAAGCAUCCUUCGAGGUAUAUAUGGUCCAAAGGGUAUUGAUGUACCCGAUCCCAUCCAAUCUGUUUGUACAAAAUGGGGAAACGAUCCUCUUUCUUACGGUUCAUACUCUCAUGUGCGGGUGCACUCUUCGGGUAGUGAUUACGAUAUACUCGCAGAAAACGUUGAAAAUCGUCUUUUUUUCGCUGGUGAAGCGACAAACCGCCAACACCCCGCCACGAUGCACGGUGCGUAUUUAAGCGGGUUAAGAGAAGCGUCAUGCAUAUAUAGCGUUACAAGAAACGGUAGUAAACAAACUCAUCCUAGAAAAAGCAAUCGGAAAAUCGUAGGAGUAGGUGAUAUUCUCGCAAAUCUGUUUAAAUAUCCGGAUUUAGCUUUCGGGAAUUUCUAUUUUGUGUUUGACCCGUCUAUAGAAGACUCUAAGUCAACGGGGUUUAUGAUGGUUACGAUUGAUAGUCCGGCCGAGAUCUGUAGUGAUAAUGGGAAAGUCAACAAUAGCCAACACUCUGACAAGCAACCUUUGAAGCUUUACACGCUUAUAUCGCGUGUACAGGCAAACGAGUUGGAAUCGGUUGAAGGAGGUAGUGAAAGUCGAAUGACGUAUUUGUAUAAAAACCUCGGGUUGAAAUUAAUGGGGUUGGACAGUUUUGCCCUCGUAGCAAAUUCCUUGAUUUCUAGCAUUGCUGCAAAACGAGGGAGGGUCAGAAACCGGAUUGUUUCUAGAAAGCGUGUUUCAUACACAUGAUACACAAGCUUUGCAUCUUGUUGUUGUAAGCACACAUGCUGUUUUGAGGUCAAACUUUUAAGGUUUGACUUAGGUGCAACCGGUUGACAGGGGUGACCGAUUUGGGUAUUUUGGAGGAUGAAUCACCGUGAGUGAUAGCGUCAUUGAGUUGACUGAUGGCAUAGAAUGGUGAUAGUUUUCAUGUAUACGAACGAUCUCAUGUUCAUGCCCAUGGAUUUAGUGUUUUAGAACUCUUUGAUUUUUGUUCUCAUCAACUGUAAUCAUUCCUGUAAACUUCUAUUUCUUUUUCGUCCUGCGAAAGCAUCUGGAUGAAAAAUUAAUUUGACACAAAUUGACUUCUUGUGGAAAGGUAAAACAUGUCUUGGAUGUUAAGUA